AUGAUGCCUUGUUCCAUUUGGCUUAAAUUCAAAGACGACAAAUUGUACGAGCUCUUCAAUCUAACAGUCUUCACACGCUCAAUUGUGGUAGCACUAAAUAAAGAAUGCAAUGCGAACCCUGACUCAUGCCUUUUUAGCAAAAGCCCUGCGUCUAUCGUCAAACGCGCUGUAAAUGGCCCGUUUACACAAGAAGACAUCUACAUUCCCUCUGAUCCAAAAGAAGUUGAUGAAGGAACCCAAGUUGAGUAUGCUGUGGUUAAAAGAGGCGAACCUGAGCCGGUGUCAGCUUCAUUCGUCGCUGAUGUGACCAAAAAGAACGCAGCGGCAAUUGGACGUAAAAAUGGAGGGGAUGUACUCUCAGUUAAACAGAAAUCAGUCAUAAAAUCCACGCCCGCGCCACAAUCCGGACGAUCGAAUGCAGGAGUGAUUACUGGGGUAGUCGUAGCUUUGGGGCUUGUUCUCAUCACGGUUGCCUUGGCCGUCUGGUAUUUCAGAAUGAAGAGGACAGGUAAAUUAAACUUGCCUUAUGUGAGAGAAGUAGACGAGGACGAGUCGAAACGUCGCACCACGGCCUUUGAAAAUCCGGGAUACGACGGCGCCGGUACUGGAGACUACGACGACAUACAUCCGGAGGUCUUCUCUCCGUUUCAAGAAACGACAGAGGCCAGUGGAGUGUCCAAUCCAAUCUAUGCUGAGAUAGGUAUGACUAAAAUGUCCUCUUCCGAGGAUAUCAAACGAGACGAGGCUAACGGUGAGUCCGUUGAUCAAAGCUACGCUUCCCCAGGCGAGCUGCCCAAGAAGGAACCACUUCCAGACGAUAAAGAAGCAAAGCCAGAGUUCGUGGAAAUCAUUGUUCAGGGGGAAGCAUCCAAACAAGAAGAUCCACGAUACGUUUCUUUGUCUUUUGGUAAAGAAAAAGAAGCCAAGAAUGACCAUACGGCAAAUGAAAAGGAAAAAGAAGAAGACCGAUACCAAACACUGACAGGAAAUGAUGGUGGACGGACCGCGGUGAUUUUGGAAGAGAACAAACAGCCUAAUGAUCAAUCACAAUCUUAAAUCGAUAUUCCCUGGAUUUAGUCAGCGCCAAUUAGACACCUUAGAGGACACUUAAUUAAUUAAAAUUGAUUAAACCUUAAA
Messenger RNA from Pocillopora damicornis (cauliflower coral), 1137 nucleotides. RefSeq lists its product as uncharacterized. The record is from RefSeq and is a predicted model, not a curated record. Gene Ontology annotation, cellular component: membrane. NCBI's taxonomy places the organism in Eukaryota, Metazoa, Cnidaria, Anthozoa, Scleractinia, Pocilloporidae.